AUGUCUCUUUUUGCCGUCGAACCCAGCCCGCCCACCAAGCUCGGCCACUACCGCCAGCUCGCCCCCCGCGCCGCCAUACAUGCCUCCCCGCUUGCCCUCGGGGCUAUGAGCAUUGGCGACAAAUGGGCACAGUUCGGCAUGGGCGCCAUGGACAAGGAUACGUCCUUCAAGCUCCUCGAUGCCUACUUCGAGGCAGGUGGAAACCUCAUCGACACCGCGAGUAACUACCAGGACGGUUCGUCAGAGGAGUUCGUCGGUGAAUGGGCCGAGUCGCGCGGCAUCCGCGACCAGCUCAUCGUCUGCACCAAGUAUACGAACAACUUCCGGCGGGGCGACGCUUCGCUCAAACAGAAGGUGAACUAUGUCGGGAACAACCUCAAAUCACUCAGGCUCAGCGUCGAGAGCAGCCUGAAGCGCCUGCGCACGGACUACAUCGAUGUCCUCUACCUGCACUACUGGGACCUGCACACCACCGUGGAGGAGUUUAUGGACGGCCUGCACAACCUCGUGACCGAGGGAAAGGUCCUGUAUCUGGGCGUAUCAGACACCCCGGCGUGGCUCGUGACAAAGGCGAAUGAAUAUACUCGGGCACAUGGCAAAACGCCGUUUGUGAUCUACCAGGCGCCGUACUCGAUCUUGCAGCGCGACAUCGAGCGGGAUGUGCUCCCGAUGUGUCGUCAUGAAGGCAUCGCCCUCGCGCUGUUCAACGUCCUCGCAGGAGGCCAUAUUAGGUCCGAUGAGGAGGAGGAGAAGCGCAGGAAGACGGGCGAGCUUGGGAGACAGCUGAUGGGGCCAUGGGAGCGCUCGGCCGAGGAGAAGAAGGUGUGCGACGCCCUCGAGGAGGUGAGGAAGCAAGUCGGUGCAAAGCACCUCACUGCAGUGGCCAUCGCGUACACGCUUCACAAGGCACCGUUUGUGUGCCCGAUUCUCGGAGGGCGCAAGGUCGAACACCUGGAGGCGAACAUCGAGGCUCUGGACAUCUCGUUGUCGGCCGAGCAGAUGGCACAUCUGGACGGGGUUGUGCCGUUUGACAAGGGCUUCCCGAACACGCUCAUUGGUGAAUAUGGUGGAUAUCCGUGGCUGUUGACAUCUCAGGCGACAUUUGACAUUCAGCCGCUGCUCCCUCCUGUGAGUGCGUCCAAGUGA
Messenger RNA from Fibroporia radiculosa, 1146 nucleotides. RefSeq lists its product as uncharacterized. Bases 1 to 1146 code for a protein of 381 amino acids. Lineage: Eukaryota; Fungi; Basidiomycota; Agaricomycetes; Polyporales; Fibroporiaceae. The record is from RefSeq and is a predicted model, not a curated record. The transcript is spliced from 7 exons.